AUGCCGCCACGAACAUCGUUAACAUCAUCCUUUUCAAUCACGGACGCCAACAAUGAGGUCGUCUGCCCGCUCCGCAAUCAAGAUGGUUCGAGCUGUCGCAAGAGAUGCAUCGGCGAGAAACGGUACCGCUCAAUGCAGGAGCACAUCCGCCGAGCUCACCCUGAGCACUAUAUUCCCAAGCUUCCUGCAACCGAAGAAAGCUUCCUUCUCAUGAUCAAUUCACCGCCCUCCGAACGUCGACCUGAUCAAGGUCCUACCUCAACUCCGCAGAGUUUGUUUCCCGCUACCCAUCCAAACUUCCAGCUAGCCAGUCGCAAGUUGCUAACACCUGGCGUGCGCAAAGGCGCUCAUGACCGACGAAAUUACUAUCGGGAUGGCUCCAGCAAUCCUGGCACGCCUCGCCACAGCGAUGAAUAUACGACAAGUGGUGUAGGCCCUAUGCUUGGGACUGCAAGUGCUGCUGCGGCUCUUGCCGAGCUCCACGGCAUCAAGUCGGAGAGGGAGAUUGAUAUGGACGGUUAUUAUUCCGACUCCGAUGGCCGCCGCAUUCCGCGGACGUCAAUUGAGUUACCACCUCUCCAUCUGUCCAACAACGACAUCACAAGCGAUCCGUAUGGCUCCAGCAUAAAUCGGCAGCGCGAGAUACUGCCAUCGUUACUUGCCAAUUCCCCUCCCGGUCGAUCAUCUACGCUUCCCCCCCUCCAGAGACCGCUGGGGCCCAAUCGUCCCCGAAAGCAAUCCAUAACGAAACGUGGGCGUGAGCCCGGUCAUAAAAAGAAGAAUUCGCGCGGGUCUACUGCGGAUUGGCUCCGACGCUUCCAAAACGAGGAUCGAUUUCGGCCAGCCAAUGACCGCAAAGCCUUAUCAGCAGAGCCCUCGGCGGACUUUGGUAAACGAUGGGAAGACCUCAUAGACGCUGCAGACCAAGCUGCGUCUGCGGCCGGUGACUUGGAUGAGGAAAGAACUCCGGUGCCGCAGUCCCCGGUCUCUAUUCAUCGAGCCUCUCUACCACCUUUCUCACAGCACCAGUUUCAACCUGGGAGCUACCAAGCAUCUCCAUUACAGCAAGCCUUGACACCACCGUCAUAUAAUCAAGACAGUAUCGACCCAUUCCCGUCCGUUGAGAGUGGCGAGAGUGGAGAGAAUUUCCACAUUGGAUCUCGCGGCCUGUCAGACUCUUCGCCAACGUAUUCCUCGUCGCAAAACACACAGAUCUACUGUGCGGCUUGUCAAAGUGUAUCCCUGCUGAAGAGCUCCUACGCCUGUACUGAAUGCAUUUGUGGUUUAUGCCAGACAUGUGUUGAGGUGCUCAUGGCAGAACACGGAGCCCGGAGGAAAUGCCCACGCUGUGCUACCAUCGGCGGCCGGUUCAAGCCCUUCCAGCUCGACAUCAGAUGA
Molecule: messenger RNA, 1398 nt
Organism: Pochonia chlamydosporia 170
Lineage: Eukaryota; Fungi; Ascomycota; Sordariomycetes; Hypocreales; Clavicipitaceae
Product: transcription factor
Exons: 4
Coding region: 1-1398 (465 amino acids)
Source: RefSeq, a predicted model, not a curated record